Molecule: messenger RNA, 1375 nt
Organism: Panicum virgatum (switchgrass)
Lineage: Eukaryota; Viridiplantae; Streptophyta; Magnoliopsida; Poales; Poaceae
Exons: 3
Coding region: 200-1375 (391 amino acids)
Source: RefSeq, a predicted model, not a curated record
AGCCGAAGUUAAGGCCUUCUUUAGUGAGCAGUUGGACAGGAACAAGGCUAGAGCUAAAGCAAGGGCCCGAGAAAAGCUCCUGAGGGACCAAUCUGCAAGGAGGCCGCACAUUGAUCUAGAGAAAGAGGAAGGCCAGGGGCUCGACGAGGAUGCAGAACUACAAGCGGCCUUACACCAGUCCCGCCAAGAGUAUGAAUUUAUGCAGCAAGCUGGGCCACGAUAUGAUAGGGGUGGCGGAUCGGGUGGUGGUGUUGGAGGCAGUGGUGGACCGCUGCCUUCGAUGUUCAGAAGGAGCCAGUCACAAGUCCCCGAGAGGGUUAGGGACUACCAUCUAGGGUUGAGCAGUGGUCCACGGCAGCAAAGGAUUGAUACCGGCCCAUGGACUGUCAAGGGGAGGACAUCAAGAGAGCUUCUAGGGAGGGCAUGGGCGAAGGCGUGCCAUGCUGUCGGUAUUCCCGGCCGGAAAGUCGAUGACCCAUACUUUAAAGCUGCGAUCGUGGAGACCCAGAAACAAGGUGUUGGAAUCAAAAUACCAUCAGGGAGGGAGAUAGAUGGAAAAUAUUUGGAUGAAAAUGUGAAGGAGAUAGAGAAAGAGAUAGAGAAGUGGAAGAACGAGUGGGAUGAAUGUGGAGUCACGAUCAUGUGUGAUUCGUGGACGGGGCCUAUGCGUAACUCGGUCAUUAAUUUCUUGGUGUAUAGCGGUGGCACCAUGUAUUUCUUGAAGUCCAUCAAUGCGUCCGACAAAAUACAGGACCAUCAAUACUUGUUGAAGGAGAUACGAGCAGUGGUCAUGAAAGUGGAGCCUCACAAUGUGAUUCAGCUUGUCACGGAUAAUGGUUCGAACUAUAAAAAAGCCUGCAAAAUUAUAUGUCAUGAGUUCCCUACCAUUGCAUGGCAGCCUUGCCUUGCCCAUACCAUCAACCUUAUGCUGAAGGACAUAGGGAAGUGGCCGGAGCAUGAUGCUUGUAUUCGAAGCGCGCAACGAAUUUGCAGCUGGCUCUACAACUCCAACAGUUUACACAGCAUGAUGAGGGAAGCCAUCGGAGGAGAGUUGGUCAAGUGGAAUGUAACAAGAUUUGGGACCAACUACAUGUUCCUUGAAAGCAUGUAUAGGAAGAAGGACCAGUUCAUGACAUGGUUAGUGUCACCUGAGUUCCGACGGUCCCGCCACUUCAAAAGUGAAACUGGAAGGUACAUUUACGAAUGCAUCACAAGUCUUCAAUGGUGGGCGAAUAUGGAGUAUGUGAUCAAUGAUGUUGAGCCUCUGUACAUGUUUUUGAGAUUUGCUGACACAGACAAGACACCUAAUUUGAGUGAGGUGACAAUGGAGUAUCAAAAACAUGAGGCAAACAUAUGCCAGCAAGUUCAGCAAUGA